AUGGCCAUCACCAAGAUCCACGCUCGCUACGUCUACGACUCUCGUGGUAACCCCACCGUCGAGGUCGACGUCGUCACCGAGACCGGCCUUCACCGUGCCAUCGUCCCUUCCGGUGCCUCCACUGGUCAGCACGAGGCUUGCGAGCUCCGCGAUGGUGACAAGACCAAGUGGGGUGGCAAGGGUGUCACCAAGGCUGUCGACAACGUCAACAGCAUCAUUGCUCCCGCUCUGAUCAAGGAGAACCUUGAUGUCAAGGACCAGACCAAGGUCGACAAGUUCCUCAUCGACCUCGACGGCACCCCCAACAAGACAAAGCUCGGCGCCAACGCCAUCCUCGGUGUCUCGCUGGCUGUUGCCAAGGCUGGUGCUGCUGAGAAGGGCGUCCCUCUGUACGCCCACGUCUCUGACCUCGCCGGUACCAAGAAGCCCUUCGUCCUCCCCGUCCCCUUCAUGAACGUCCUGAACGGAGGUUCCCACGCUGGUGGUCGCCUCGCCUUCCAGGAGUUCAUGAUCGUCCCCUCCGACGCUCCCUCUUUCUCCGAGGCCAUGCGCCAGGGUGCCGAGGUCUACCAGGCCCUCAAGGGUCUGGCCAAGAAGAAGUACGGCCAGUCUGCCGGCAACGUCGGUGACGAGGGUGGUGUUGCCCCCGACAUCCAGACUGCCCAGGAGGCCCUUGACCUCAUCACCGAGGCGAUCGAGAAGGCUGGCUACACUGGCAAGAUGAACAUUGCCAUGGACGUCGCCUCCUCCGAGUUCUACAAGGAGGACGCCAAGAAGUACGACCUGGACUUCAAGAACCCCGAGAGCGACCCUACCAAGUGGAUCACCUACGAGGAGCUCGCUGCCCUGUACUCUGACCUCUGCAAGAAGUACCCCAUUGUCAGCAUCGAGGACCCCUUCGCCGAGGACGACUGGGAGGCCUGGAGCUACUUCUACAAGUCCCAGGACAUCCAGAUCGUUGGUGAUGACUUGACCGUCACCAACCCCCUGCGCAUCAAGAAGGCCAUCGAGCUCAAGUCGGCCAACGCUCUGCUGCUCAAGGUCAACCAGAUCGGCACCCUUACCGAGUCUAUCCAGGCCGCCAAGGACUCGUACGCCGAUGGCUGGGGCGUCAUGGUCUCCCACCGCUCUGGUGAGACCGAGGACGUCACCAUCUCGGACAUUGUUGUCGGCAUCCGUGCUGGUCAGAUCAAGACGGGUGCCCCUGCCCGUUCCGAGCGUCUUGCCAAGCUCAACCAGAUUCUCCGCAUCGAGGAGGAGCUCGGCAGCAACGCUGUCUACGCCGGCGCCAACUUCCGCAAGGCCGUUGAGUUUCACCUCCCGGUGUACACGAACAUACAUCGCAUCAGACGAGACAUCAUCUCCAUCGUAGAGGAUUAUCUCAGUUUGGAGCAGCUUCGCGAUGUCAGAAUCAAUAUUGCUGUUGUUCGUCCCCUAGUCGACAAGCUGUAUGAGCUCGACGACAUAUCCAUAGUCUACUGCUUGCUUGUCAAUCGCGCACAAUUCCUCCAUGAGCAAUCACAUCUCAACAGUCGUCAAAAUGUCAACUACAGCCGCGCAACACUGUGCGAGCUCGUGGCGACCCGUAUUCUGAGGCGUUUCAGCGAGGACAAUGAGGGUCCUGAAGGUUUGGUAUUGCUGUCGCACAUUCUAGUUGCUGGCUUUGAACCUUUUCAAAUGGCUCCGGCUGGCAUUCGCGAAGCCGCUUCGACCGAGACUUACCGUUCUUACAACCGCAUGCUCCCCUCGCUUGAGAUCGCCAUCUUGACUGAGAGCAAACAUUUCCUGAGCGCAACCCCUUGCCAGAAAGUCGUCGACGCCAUUUAUGAAGGCCGCAUUGUCUACACGCCUUCAAGUUUUAUGGAUAUCAUUCCUGAUCAUUACAAGUUGAAGCCUAUUUCCUUGUAUAAUCCCCGGGAAGGCCCGUUGCUUGACCAAUACCGGCUUCUCGUACCUCGUACGAGAAACAUCUUAGAAGUCUUCCAGUUCAUGGUUCUCCUCGCCCUUUACCUCUUCGUCAUGGCUGAGCGAAAUCCCGAAAAGUUCACUCUAUUGGAAGGUUGCUUUGCCGUCUUCGCGUUUGGAUGGUCUCUUGACCAGUUUGCGACAAUUUUGGAACACGGCUGGCAUGUCUACACCCAAAACUUAUGGUCCUUUCUUGACGUAGGAUUCAUCGGUCUUUACGCCAUAUAUGUGGUCCUUCGUAUCCAUGGCGGUCGUACCGGGGAACUUGUUCCAAAACAGCAGGCUUUGGACGUCCUGGCAAUGGGUGCUCCCGUCCUAGUACCAAGGCUUGCUUUUAACUUGCUGUCAGACAAUCUUGUCUUUCUCUCUCUGCGCUCCAUGAUGUCAGACUUUGUUCUGUUGACGUUCCUAUCGGCUUGGUGUUUUGGCGGAUUUCUCCUAUCCCUUCUUUGGCUUGGCGAAGGCCCACCGGGAGAGGGCGAGCAUGCACCAGUCUUGAUCGGCAAGUGGAUGUUGUGGAUCUGGUUUGGACUAGACGGUACAGGCAUCUCGCGAUCGGCCGAUUUUCACCCCUUGUUGGGCCCGGUCCUCAUGGUAGCAUUCGCUUUCCUAGGAAACACACUGUUCCUCACAAUACUCGUAUCGAUGCUCUCCAACACUUUUAGCACAAUCGUCAAGAACGCCACCGCUGAAAUCCAGUUCCGGAAAGCAGUGUUGACCCUAGAAGGCGUCAAGGGCGAUGCCAUCUUUGCAUACCAGCCUCCCUUCAAUAUUUUGGCAGUGUUCCUCCUUCUUCCCCUGAAGUUCGUUCUUGGCCCGCGUUGGUUCCACAAGAUACACGUAGCAAGCGUCAGGCUCGUCAAUCUUCCGCUGCUGCUCAUCAUCGCCGUCGCGGAACGGAGGAUUCUUUGGCCCCCUCCGCAGCCAGAGAAGUCGAAGACAGGUGGAACGUUGACCUUGUACCCCCGGGUCAAGCAGUGGUUCUGGGAGAAAUGGCGUAUAACAGCUCAUCGCGACAUAAGAGCCGUGUUUGAUCUGCCGCCUCCUGAUUCUGUGGAGGAAGAGAUCGCCGUGGAUGACGACUUCACCCAUCACAUGAUCCGACGUCAAUUCACUAGGACGAUCACGAACGAUACGAUGCGGAAGAAAUCGCCUCUUAGGAGAGACUCGAUGUUCCCGGGCGUUUCGUCCAAGUUGAGAGGAUCAUUUACCGGCAGUGAGGAUAUGCACGAUGUAAACAGCAGGUUGGAGGCACUGGAGCAGUCAACACUAAGGAUUGAGAACUUGUUGGCUCGGAUGGUGGGCUCUGACGAUUAUUCCGACAAGAACUUUGGCACAGGGGAAAGCAGCACUCUCCGAGACAUGGACGCAUCUUUGACUCAAUCGCCAAAGUAG
Molecule: messenger RNA, 3360 nt
Organism: Colletotrichum karsti
Lineage: Eukaryota; Fungi; Ascomycota; Sordariomycetes; Glomerellales; Glomerellaceae
Product: nonselective cation channel
Exons: 11
Coding region: 1-3360 (1119 amino acids)
Biological process (GO): glycolytic process
Cellular component (GO): phosphopyruvate hydratase complex
Molecular function (GO): phosphopyruvate hydratase activity; magnesium ion binding
Source: RefSeq, a predicted model, not a curated record